Molecule: messenger RNA, 2104 nt
Organism: Dryobates pubescens (Downy woodpecker)
Lineage: Eukaryota; Metazoa; Chordata; Aves; Piciformes; Picidae
Gene: ABHD2
Product: abhydrolase domain containing 2, acylglycerol lipase
Exons: 9
Coding region: 2-1282 (426 amino acids)
Biological process (GO): medium-chain fatty acid biosynthetic process; medium-chain fatty acid catabolic process; sperm capacitation
Cellular component (GO): sperm flagellum; sperm plasma membrane
Molecular function (GO): monoacylglycerol lipase activity; acetylesterase activity
Source: RefSeq, a predicted model, not a curated record
CAUGAGCGCGAUGCUGGAGACGCCGGAGCUGCCGGCGGUGUUCGACGGGGUGAAGCUGGCCGCGGUGGCUGCGGUGCUCUACGUCAUUGUUCGCUGCCUGAACCUGAAAAGCCCGACUGGCCCUCCUGAGCUCAUUUACCAGGACUCUGCUUUGGCUUGUUUUCUACUCAAAUCCUGCCCACUUUUGACCAAAGAGUACAUUCCACCUCUGAUCUGGGGAAAGAGUGGACACAUCCAGACCGCCCUCUAUGGGAAGAUGGGGAGGGUGAGGUCACCGCACCCCUGCGGGCACCGCAAGUACCUCACCAUGCCAGAUGGAGCCACAGCCACCUUUGAUCUCUUUGAGCCACAGUCUGAGCACUGCAUUGGAGAGGAUGUCACGAUGGUGAUCUGCCCGGGCAUCGCCAACCACAGCGAGAAGCAGUACAUCCGCACCUUCGUGGACUAUGCCCAGAAGAAUGGCUACAGGUGUGCUGUGCUCAACCACCUGGGGGCCCUGCCCAACAUUGAGCUCACUUCUCCACGCAUGUUCACCUAUGGUUGCACCUGGGAGUUUGGUGCCAUGGUUAAUUACAUCAAGAAGACCUACCCUCAGAGCCAGCUGGUGGUGGUGGGCUUCAGCCUGGGUGGAAACAUUGUGUGCAAGUACCUGGGAGAGAACCAGGCCAACCAGGAGCGAGUCCUCUGCUGCGUCAGCGUCUGCCAGGGGUACAGCGCGCUGAGGGCCCAUGAAACCUUCAUGCAGUGGGAUCAGUGCAGAAGAUUUUACAACUUCCUCAUGGCAGACAACAUGAAGAAGAUCAUCCUUUCCCACAGGCAUGUUCUCUUUGGAGACAACAACAUGAAGAAGCCACAAAACCUGGCAGAUGCUGAUCUGGGCAAGCUCUACACAGCAACAUCCCUUAUGCAGAUUGAUGACAACAUCAUGAGGAAAUUCCAUGGCUACAGUUCCUUGAAGGAGUAUUAUGAGGAAGAGAGCUGCCUGAAGUACUUGCACAAGAUCUAUGUUCCUCUUCUGUUGGUUAAUGCUGCUGAUGACCCUCUUGUGCAUGAGAGUCUCCUAUCAAUUCCAAGAGCUCUUUCAGAGAAAAGGGAGAAUGUCAUGCAUGUGCUGCUCCUGCAUGGGGGCCACCUGGGAUUCUUUGAGGGGUCUGUACUGUUCCCAGAACCUCUCACCUGGAUGGAUAAGCUGGUGGUACAGUAUGCCAAUGCCAUCUGCCAGUGGGAGAAGACAAAGUCUCAAUGCUCAGACACAGAGCAGGCUGUGUCUGGCCAGGAGUAAUUGGCCCAAAGACUCUGGAUCACUUCAGUAUAUCUCCCCCUUUGGGAACAUCUUGUUCCUUCACCUGCUGCUUCAGGUUUCCAUUCUCCUUGAUAAUCCUUUGGCUGGGGUUUGAUCACAAUGUUUGCUUCCAGGGUGGAGUCCAGCAGAGGUUAGUGUCUGCUCAGAGCAUCUCUGCAGCAGCCCCUGGGGUUUGUAACUAACUGCUCUGCUUGUGGAAUUAAAUGGCCAGUGAUUUUUGUUGAGCUGAGGACUGCUUGCUUUCAGAUGUCAAACCUCUUCACCCACUGGCCCCAGCCUUGAUCUGCAGUGUGUGUUUAGGUGUAGAGGAGAGGGUAACCAUGGCUCUGUUCUGCCCUGGUGCUGAACCAUACCUCUACUAAGCCACAAGCCAGUCAAUGCUUCACUAAAGUGUUGCAGAGAAACACACUUGGCUGCAAGUGGAGUUCCAGCCUUGCACCAUCCCAAGGGAGGCCUCUUGGUUCCUAGGAAGCCCUUUAAGCAGUGAAUCAGUUUAAAACUACUUAGUGGGGUUUUGUGUUUCAGCUGUCUGUGGGUUGGGGAAUCUGUGCUGGGACUCCAGGCAGGGAGGCUGCAGGCUCAGUACCAUUUCAUGUGUCUGUGUAAACAUGUCUUUGCACCAAGACCAGGUCAGUCACCUUCCUGUCGCCUUGGCCUCUCUUUACAUGCACUCAUCUCUCUAGAACUGGAUUUUUGUUUGAUCCAGGGCUGCUUAAAGCUGGCUCUGAGCUCACAGAUCCUCCAGAUUCUUAAUCACUGGCAAGCCAAUCUCUUCUUAAGAAUAUUCCACAGGGACUUGCA